Molecule: messenger RNA, 2211 nt
Organism: Cylas formicarius (sweet potato weevil)
Lineage: Eukaryota; Metazoa; Arthropoda; Insecta; Coleoptera; Brentidae
Gene: Npl4
Product: nuclear protein localization protein 4 homolog
Exons: 8
Coding region: 100-1986 (628 amino acids)
Biological process (GO): ubiquitin-dependent protein catabolic process
Cellular component (GO): nucleus
Molecular function (GO): ubiquitin binding; ubiquitin protein ligase binding
Source: RefSeq, a predicted model, not a curated record
CUACAGCAAAACAAAAAAACUUCUUGUUUUGCUUUCGCACUUGUCGUUUGACAGGUCUUUUCUCAGAACAUUGUUGAAAUUUCUCGACGUCGUCUCGCAAUGUCGAAAGACAAACCGAUCGUGCUGCGGGUGCAGUCACCGGAAGGCACCAAGAGAAUCGAACUGAGCCCCUCGUCGGCGACAUGUCAACUAUACGAAACCAUACACAAUGCAUUUGAUCUCAAUAGUUUUGCUUUUGCUUUAUACAAGCAAAAGAACAAAAAGGACGAGAUUGCCAGCAGCAAGACCAAAACAAUAAGAACCCUGGGCCUUCGUCACGGAGAUAUGAUCUACCUCUCACCAUUAAAUGGAUCCGUUUUGUUUAAUAGCAGUAACAGUGUGUCUGGGGGCGAACCCAUCGCGGAACCCGGCCCUUCCUCAAGCUCCACGGGCAGCGCUUUGAAGCCUUUGGCUACCUCGAAGUCUAAUAUUAAGGAAGAUGAGGUUGAUCUGGUGUUGUGGAAGCAGGAUGGUAAAAUUGAGAGACAGAAAGAUGAUAAGUUGUGUCGCCACAACAACAAUUCGAAAUGCGUCCAUUGUUCGCCCUUGGAACCUUUUGACGAGACUUACUUGAAAGAGCAAAACAUUAAACAUUUGUCGUUUCACUCGUAUUUACGCAAAAUGAUGUCGGGCGUAGACAGAGGCAAGUUUCUCGCUUUGGAAGAUGUUUCUUGCAGCAUUCGAAAUGGAUGCAAGGAUCAUCCACCGUGGCCGAAAGGCAUUUGCUCCAAAUGUCAACCGAACGCUAUCACCCUCAAUAUGCAAACCUAUCGGCAUAUCGACAAUGUAGCAUUCGAAAACACAAAUUUGGUUGAGAAAUUUUUAAACUACUGGCGUUUGACGGGACAUCAAAGAAUCGGGUACCUCUACGGCACUUACGAAAUACACUCCGACGUCCCGUUGGGUAUCAGAGCUAACGUCGUUGCAAUUUACGAACCGCCGCAGGAAAGUUCACGAGACUCCAUCCGUCUGCUGCCCGACGAAAAAGAAGAAGUCGUAGAUCAAAUCGCCCAGCACCUCGGACUAAGAAAGGUCGGUUGGAUUUUUACCGACCUGAUGCCCGACGAUAUCCAGAAGGGCACUGUGAAACACACGCGGAAUGUCGACUCGCAUUUCCUAUCGGCCCAGGAGUGCAUAAUGGCCGGCCAUUUUCAAAAUCGUCAUCCUAACGCCUGUCGUUUCGCAUCGAGCGGAUAUUUCGGCUCGAAAUUCGUGACCGUCUGCGUCACAGGUGAUAAAACAAACCAGGUUCACAUGGAAGGUUACCAGGUAUCUAAUCAAUGCAUGGCGCUGGUGAGGGAUAAUUGCCUGCUCCCGACCAAGGACGCACCUGAAUUGGGCUACGUGCGGGAAUCUUCCGACAAGCAGUAUGUCCCGGAUGUAUACUACAAGGAAAAGGACACCUACGGCAACGAAGUGUCCCGUUUAGCAAGACCGCUACCGGUCGAGUACUUGCUCGUGGAUGUGCCGGCUUCUUCUCCGGUCAACCCGCAGUACACGUUUAAUACCGACACAUCGAAGCAGCCAUUCCCGGUGGAGAACCGUCUUAUCGACGGUCACAUCCAGGACUUCAACGCGCUCUCCACUUAUCUGUCUCAAUUUGCCUUCGACGAGUUUUACAAUUCGAUCAACGACUUUCAUUUGCUGGUGUACGUUGCCACCAUGGACAUGUUGCCGAUGCGGGACUAUCUGGACCCCCUCCUCGAUGCCUUACGCCGUAAAGACCGUGCCGCGGCCAUAGAAUGGUCCAGGUCCGACCAUUGGGCCACUCUGGAGCAGCUGAUAGCGGCCAGCUCGCCGCCGCCUUCGAGGCCUGGGAGUGUGGCAUCGGGAAGUAUAUCCGCCUCGACGAAUACAUCGAGCGGCCAGAAGUGGACUUGUUCCCGAUGCACGUUCCUUAACGACGCCGAUAGACACAGCUGCGCGAUAUGUUAUCAGUCGCGAUAAUAACGUCGGCGUUAUUCCUGUGUUGUUUUCACACGAUUCGUCGUUUAAUUUGGAGUUGUUUUUAGUUGUAGAAAGGGUAAAUUCACGCACGCAUGCGCGAGAAUCGCGACAAGAAUGAUAAAGCUGGUUUAUUUGUUGUGUAAAUAUAAUAAUGUAUCGGUUUCAUUUUAUCUAAUAUUCGUACCGUUUGAAUGGCAAAAAUUUAAUAAAUGCUACGGAAACGCA